Molecule: messenger RNA, 938 nt
Organism: Oreochromis aureus
Lineage: Eukaryota; Metazoa; Chordata; Actinopteri; Cichliformes; Cichlidae
Gene: trappc4
Product: trafficking protein particle complex 4
Exons: 5
Coding region: 136-795 (219 amino acids)
Biological process (GO): endoplasmic reticulum to Golgi vesicle-mediated transport
Cellular component (GO): TRAPP complex
Molecular function (GO): protein binding
Source: RefSeq, a predicted model, not a curated record
CAUUCUCACAUCCAUUACAGCGGCAGGUUUGAGACUAAAAACUCAUACAAGUAAAAUCUAAUUUAUUCAUUUAAUUUUUAGCCACCCGUCGAGGUCAUGUGACAGUCGCUGUCAGCUGGGCAGGACGUUGCAAAGAUGGUGAUAUACAGUGUGUAUGUGGUGAACAAGGCUGGAGGGUUAAUUUAUCAAUAUGAUAACUAUGUCCCGCGAGCAGAGGUGGAGAAAACCUUCAGCUACCCUUUGGACUUGGUGCUGAAGCACCACGACGAGAAGGUGGUCGUAUCGUUUGGACAGCGGGACGGAAUCAGAGUGGGCCAUGCAGUGCUGUCCAUCAAUGGAGUUGAUGUGAUCGGGAAGAACACAUCAGAAGGAAAGGACAUCCUUGAAUACCUGAAAGAUCCUUCAAAUUAUCCCGUGUCUAUUCGCUUUGGACGAGCGCGCCUGAGCUCCAAUGAGAAGCUGAUGCUGGCGUCCAUGUUCCACUCGUUGUUUGCAAUAGGUUCACAGCUAUCCCCCGAAGUCGGCAGUUCAGGGAUCGAAAUGUUAGAAACUGACGUCUUCAAACUUCACUGCUUCCAGACUCUCACAGGGAUAAAGUUUAUCGUGCUGGCGGACCCGCGACAGUCUGGAAUCGAUGCGUUGUUGAGGAAGAUUUAUGAGGUGUAUUCAGAUUUUGCCCUCAAGAACCCGUUCUAUUCUCUGGAAAUGCCAAUCAGGUGUGAGCUCUUUGAUCAGAAUCUGAAGAGUGCAUUGGAGGUAGCAGAGAAAGCCGGCAACUUUGGAGCUGGAUCUUAAACAGGGCAUUCACAGACUGAAAAGAAAUAAGUGGACUCCUUUUUCUUGUUUUGGACUGUUUUUUCCCACAUUUGCUCAUUAACACUUUGUAAAUACAUCGUUUUGUAAAUAAUUCAGAGAUUAAAAUCCAUACUGUAUUUAAA